CUUUUUCCAUUAUUUAUUUCUUAAGAAAACUAAACCCCUUGUCUUUGCAUUUCACCAAUUCCUAUAUAGAAUUUUUAUUAUAUUUCAAGAUUUACCGAAUAUUAUUAGGAAACCAGAUGGGAAGAGAUAAAGAUCAUAUUGAAGCUAAAGAACAAGAACACCUAUCUGGUGCUUACAUCCGCAGCUUGGUCAAACAUUUGACCUCCAAAGAUUCAUCAGAUGGAAGUGAAAAUGGUGAAUGUUUUAAUGAUGUUAGCAGCAAUACACCAAAACAACAACCACCACCACAACACAAGAAACAAGUUAGAAGAAGAUUACACACCACUAAACCCUAUCAAGAAAGACUCUUAAAUAUGGCAGAAGCCCGGAGAGAAAUUGUCACCGCCCUGAAGUUUCAUCGUGCUUCAAUGAAACAACAGGAAGAAGCGGCGGCUGCAGCAACAGCCGCCGCUGGAAACCAUCAUCGUUCACCACCACAAUGUUUAGGUCAAGAAAGAAAGCCUAAAUCUAGGCCAACUUUUAGCCUUUAUCCUCCCACCACCGCCACUGCCACCACCGCCAAUUCCUAUUGGCCAAUGUCAACUUUUGCCCCACCAUCACUGCCACCGCCUCUGCCACCACCUUCUUAUCAUGACAAUCAUAAUUUAGUACUCCCUAGUCAACCCUUAGGGUUGAAUCUCAAUUUUCAAAGUUUUACCAAUCUAGAUACUAAUAUUUACCACAAACCAUUAUCAAACUACUCAUCUUCGUCCACAUCAUCAUCCACGACAUCAUCCUCACCAGCUCUCUCUGCACCUGUGAUGGAGGAUAUUAGAUCAAUAGGAGAUCAACACCAGAUUGAAUGGAAUGAUACUAUCAAUCUAGUGACAUCAGCAAGGUGGUGUAACUAUUUGAAAACAAUGGAUAUUGAAGCAAAUGAAGAUGAUGAUUAUGAUCAUGGGUUUCAUCAGUUUGAUCAAAAUAUGGAGUUCCCACCAUGGUUGAUCAAUGGAAAUGAAAGCUCAUGUCUGCAACAACACUUUGAUGAUGACUUCUCUAAUGGAUACUUUCAAGAUCCUGCUUUGCCUUGCAUGGACAUAGGUGAAAUUGAAGCAAUGGAUGGGGAGUGGCUAGCCUGAAAAAGAUUGAUUGUUUUUUGAGUAAUCAAUUUAUGGCGGAAUUACUAUUAUUAUUAUUCAAAUAUUUUGUGCUACUUUUUUUUAAUAUUAAUGUGGCGAUUGAAGAAAUAAACAAGAAAUAUAGGGCGGUAUAAAUUCAUAAUCAUUUAGGCCACAGGGUGUGGCAUCGAGCCACCUCGCCAUGUCACUCAAUAUAGCGUUUUGGGGCGCCAUCAAUCACGCCACCAUCGUUAAACUGGGGGCGCUAUCGAAGCCUCGUCAGUACGUUAAUGGACGAAUUUUGGGCGGAUCGAAGCAUUUGGUCAACAUAAUUGUUAAAGGGGGCGCUAGUGGAGCUUUAUCCUACACCAUCAUUGUUAAAGGGGGCGUCAUUUUUAUCUCAAAAUCUACGUUGUGCUUACGUGGCAUGAUAAGCCCCUAAGGGCUUUAUACCACACCUUGUGGCGUUACGAAGACAACUUUGUAAUCAGUUACGAAGAUAAGUUAUAAAAUAGAAUAUAGUUGAUCUCUCCGGUGUGAGUUGAGUUGAAAACUUACUUCUUUGUUGUGAGUUGUGACUACGACUAGUUUUC
Molecule: messenger RNA, 1690 nt
Organism: Helianthus annuus (common sunflower)
Lineage: Eukaryota; Viridiplantae; Streptophyta; Magnoliopsida; Asterales; Asteraceae
Exons: 2
Coding region: 117-1118 (333 amino acids)
Source: RefSeq, a predicted model, not a curated record